Molecule: messenger RNA, 438 nt
Organism: Trematosphaeria pertusa
Lineage: Eukaryota; Fungi; Ascomycota; Dothideomycetes; Pleosporales; Trematosphaeriaceae
Exons: 1
Source: RefSeq, a predicted model, not a curated record
UUCCUUCAGGUGGCCGUAAAAAUGGAGUGGAUGGGUGAAGAGCCACGACCCGUGGACUUAUCCGAUGAAGAGCCCACUGUUUUCAAAGCCUACCUACAGUGGCUAUACACCAAGCAAGUCCCUCUUGAGACAUACACUCAUGCCCGGAGCGAUGGCCAAGACGAGGAAGCAAUCAAUGACGAACUCUUAGCUCAAUGCUAUGUCCUCGGAGAGAAACUUAUGGACUCGAAAUUCCAAAACGCAGUCCUGGAAGUCUUCAUCAACAACGAGCGCCAUUGGCCGAGCAACAGGGCUAUAUGCAUACUGUACAAGGGCACCGGAAGCAGCUCGCCGGCGCGCAAGUUAAUGGUGGACUUCUGGGCCUGGCAAGCGGAGCCGGACUGGGUUAGGUUGGAUAACCUUAUCAAGAACCGUGAGUUCGUGGCUGACUAUUAUGUA